AGUGGCAGGUGUGUGUCUAGCCUCAGUUUCCUGCAGAGCUCCGUCAGAUCGUCUCGGUCCAGGAAGCCGGAGCUGGUUGAGUCACAGCUGUCGAACUCCAGCUUCAGCUGAGACACAUAGUCACUGUGCUCCAUCACACACACCUGAGGACACACACCUGAGGACACACAACACAUCACACAGCACCUUAAUGCACCAGGAGUAGAAGCCGCCCCCGGAGAGCUGUGAUUGGCGGAUAAACGUCACCUCCGCUGCAGGAAAUAAGAAGCUGAGGAAAAGCAGGAGAAAAUCAUAACAAUAUUAAUAAUCCAAAUAUUACCUGAGACGAAUCAAACUGUUCUCCCUGCAGCAGAGAUGGGGGGCUGGCUCUCCUCCUACGCCCCCUCAGUGGGGGGGGACAGCAGUGUUCAUGUGGUGGUGGUUGGUGGUGGGUUCGCAGGCAUCACGGCGGCUCGGCUGCUGCAGGAUGCAGGGGUGAGCUUCACGCUGCUGGACCUGAGAGAGGCCUUCCAUCACAAUGUGGGGGCGCUGCGGGCCUCCGUGCAGCCCGGCUUCGCUGUGCGGACGUUCAUCCCGUUCUCCAAGACGUUUGGAGACAGUUUCGUUCAGGGUCAAGUUCAGAGAGUCGACAGGGAGACGCAGACAGUCAUCCUGGAGGGGGGCCGGGAGUUCCAGUACUCUCACCUGAUCCUCUGCACUGGGAUGGUCGGACCGUUUCCGGGUCGGUUCCUCACCGAGGCGUCUCGUCAGAGCGGCGUGCGGGCGUACGAGGACCUGUUAGAGCAGGUACAGGCUGCAGACUCGGUGCUGGUUGUUGGAGGAGGCUCCACUGGAGUGGAGAUGGCUGCUGAGAUAAAGUCGCAGUAUCCCAAGAAGAGGGUGGUCCUGAUCCACUCCCGGGUCGAGCUGGCCGACCCCGGCCUGAUGCCCUCCGUCAGACAGCAGGCCAAGCAGGUUCUGCUGGAGAAGGGGGUGGAGCUGCUGCUGGGUCAGAAGGUGUCCAACCUGUCGGAGCUGCAGCUGAACGUGGUCUGCAAGAACUCCGAGGUGCAGACGGAUAAAGGCCAGACUCUGACCCCAGACCUGAUCAUCAGCUGCACCGGACUCAAAGUCAACUCUGACGCCUACGCCUCCGGCUUCUUCGGCUCUCUGGCGGACGGCGGCGCUCUGAAGGUGAACGCUCACCUGCAGGUGGAAGGAUUCUCCAACGUAUUCGCUUUGGGCGACUGCACCAACAUCAAGGAGCCCAAGACAGGCUACAACGCCAUGCUGCACGCCGCCGUCGCCGUUAGCAACAUCACCAACAGCCUGAGCGGGAAAGAGCUGACCCGGUAUCAAACAGGCAGCGUCACCAUGCUGCUGGCGAUGGGCCCUGACGACGGCGUGGGUCAGCUGAACGGAUGGAAGCUGCCGCGAUUCCUCGUUGCUUUUGGGAAGAGUCGAGAUCUGCUGGUGUGGAAGAGCUGGAGCGACAUGAAGCAGAAGCAACCCUGACACACACACACACACACACACACACACACUCCUGAUCUCAGGGGUGUAAAUAUAUCUUUAAAUUCAAAUAGGAGGUGCUCUGCUUUAGUUUAAUAGUAAACCUUUUGUGGGUAUGAAACCAUCUCUGAGAGACUGCUGCUGCUGCUGCUGUGCUGUUUAUAAGCUGCAGCUUUAUGGAGGUCAGCAGCAGGUGGAAAUGGUAACAGUAAUUGCACAGUGGAAAUAUUUUGGGGACAUUUCAACGACUCAUAUAAUCAAUUUCUGCAUUUUAUUUACAUUUUUGAAUGGAAGGCCUUUUUCCGCUCACCUGCGACAGCAUCACCGUCUGAACACUGUCCAAUCAGAAUCCCUCAAAUGUUUACUAUUAUAGUUUUACUUUGAAAUGGAUAUUUGUACAAUUACUUUGAUUUUACAUUUCUAUUAAAGGACCCUCCUGAAACACCUC
Eleginops maclovinus (Patagonian blennie) is the source of this 1939-nucleotide messenger RNA. It is a transcript of the gene aifm2, whose product is annotated as apoptosis inducing factor mitochondria associated 2. Gene Ontology annotation, cellular component: cytoplasm; mitochondrion. The record is from RefSeq and is a predicted model, not a curated record. Gene Ontology annotation, biological process: apoptotic mitochondrial changes; positive regulation of apoptotic process. Gene Ontology annotation, molecular function: flavin adenine dinucleotide binding; electron-transferring-flavoprotein dehydrogenase activity. Bases 355 to 1494 code for a protein of 379 amino acids. The transcript is spliced from 10 exons. Lineage: Eukaryota; Metazoa; Chordata; Actinopteri; Perciformes; Eleginopidae.